CUCGGCGGCACGGCACGUGUGAGGCAACARACAACGACCAGAGACCCGACGAGAGYCCCGCUCGCGGUUUCCUGCACGGGUGGKUGGGUGCGAUCGAUCGAUCGAUCCCUCUGCUGGCCAAACACGGAAGGAAMGCAACGAAACAAACAAAGGAUGGAGGGCUACCACCACCACGACCACGACGCGGACAUCGACGACGAGAACGACUGGAAGGCCAUGGACAGCGACGAGGACCUUCCCGUUCUCGGUGGGAACGACGACGUCGACGGCAUCGAGGGGGCCGAGCGCGACGACGACGCCGACAUUGGCUUCCGGAGCCACCAGUUCCGAUACGGGUCCAUCGGCAGGCGCAAGCGGAGCCGGAAACAGAACCAGGAGGAGGCCAUCUACGGGGUCUUUUACGAGAGCGAGGGCGAGGGCGGGGACAAGACCGGGAGAGACGGCGGCCGGGAGGUCGGAGCGGGCGCCCCGGUCUUUGUGGCGGCCAGCAAGCCGCAAGGGGAAGACCCCUCGCCCCCGGCUCCAUUCUUUGUCGCCGCCGCCAAAGAGCCGGAAGAGGGCCCCCCGGCCCCGAUGUUCGUGGCCGCGGGGGCGAGCAAAGCCAGGGAGACCCCGCCGUCCGGGGAGCCGGGGGCUGCCACAACGGCGGAAAAGGCCCCGGACCCGGAACGGGAGGAAGACGACCGCCUCGCGGAGGAACAGAGGGCGGCCGACGACCGCUUCCGGGGGCUGCUGGAAAAGGCCCGGGCCAAGAACCGGAGAUCCCGGGACUCACGGCCCGGAGGGGCCGGGGGGGCUGCCCCCGCGGGAGGACCGGGCGCGGAGGGGGGAAAGGGGCCGGGGGAACCGGCUCUUCCCCUCGGGGGACUCCCGUCCUCCUUUGGCGGGCUUGGCUUCGGCGGCCUCGGCCACGGGGAGUCCACAACCAAACCCCCCCGUGCCAGGGACCCCACCGUCGGAACCUGGGAGAAGCACACCAAGGGCUUCGGCAGCAAGAUCCUCUCCAGGAUGGGGUGGAAGGGAUCCGGCGGCCUCGGGUCGAACCGGCGGUGCUUUCGGGGCGAGGCUCCCCCGUCCGGGGACCACGAGAAGGACAACGCCGAAGGGGCAACGCCCGGGGCCGCCCGGCCGGAAUCCACCGCCCCCGCGACCGGGUCCGUCAAGAAGGGGAUAUCGCGCCCCGUCGAGGUGGUGGUCCGGCCCAGCAACAUGGGACUGGGCUUUGGAAACUUCAAGGAAGCCAGCCAGCUCAAGACCAACCGGAGAAUCGAGGCGGAGGUACGAGGAAUCGACUACGAUGCGCAGCUCCGAAAGGAAAAAGAAGAGCAGCGGGCGAAACGCCGCCGCCAGAGGGCCCAGCGGUACGGGGAAGACCCCGGCAGCGACACGGAAAACGACGGUGACGACGACGAUGACGACGACGAGGAUGAUCCCACCAGGACCAUGAACAGCUCGGCCAUUGCGUCGACGGAGGAUCUCCUGUCGAAUCGAUCCUGGAGGGCCCGGCGAUCCAAGAAAAAGAAGAAAACAGGCAACGCGCCGGAAAUCAUUCCGUACGCGGAACUCAUCGAGCGCCAGAAGAAACAGAGCGGCGGAGCCUCCGGUGGCCAGCCCGUCAUCAUCGACAUGCGGGGACCCGGCUAUGCAGAAAGGGCCAAGGCCACGCCCACCGGGAGUGGCGUUGCGCUGGGGGAGGAACUCAUGUACAACCUCUCCUUUUUGCUCAACACGUACGAAAACAAGCUGCACUCGUCCGCGCGGUACCACGAAACCUCCAUCCUGCCCAAGAUCGAGAAGGCGGAGCGGGACAUCCGGGACCUGGAGGACCGGUCCCUCGAGGCGAAAACCAGGCUCGACAAGCUCCGAAAGGCCUACGAGAUCACCGAUCGGGUCCGGCAAACCGUGUCCGGGGCAACGGCGGCGGGGAAGGCAAAGACAGUGACAAACGAAAACACAAACGCAAACGCAAACUUCGAGUCCGCUCGCCUCGAGGUGAAACAACUGGUUGCCGAAUUGGAAGGCGUGUUUACCCCGCAAGAACGCAGAGACCUACAGUUCUGGAACGUACUGGCACCAACACUGCUGGGUCCGAUCGUCCACGCCACGCUCGAGCACUGGAACCCCCUUUUUGCCUCCUCCGGGRWGGACCGGACCGGAGACGAUCGGCGCAUCGUCGAUUCCUUUUUCGAAUGGAAGUCCCCGGAGCGUGCCACAAACCACGAGAAGACCAGCCGGGAGGACAGUCGGGCCCUGUGCGAAUCGAUGAUCCGCAACCAGCUGGUCCCAAAACUGAAGGCCGACAUCGAGGCCGAAUCCUCGCCCCGGUGGGAUCCGAUCCGAGACCCGUACGCGGUAUUAGACCUCUACGAGUACCUGCAUGCGAAGGCCGUUGCCUUUGACAACGAAGCCCGGGAUGGCACAAACGAUGGCGGCAAGCCGAGCAACGAAGAAAACGAGGACCCGAACCAAAUCUUUCCCUCCGGACAAGCCUACAAGGAAACGGAAGGUUCGUCGAAGCCGGAGUCUGAUUUGGCCGAGUAUAUACGCAACGAGCUGAUCAUUACUGCCGUCUAUCCAAAACUCCAAAACUGCAUCCAGCGCUGGAAGCCAGAUUUUUCCCGCUCGUCGGAGAAAAGAACCCUCGAAAACCCGCUGCACCUAUGGGUCUUGCCCUGGCUGCCCUGCAUCGACCAUCCGGCCUUGCUUCCGAACCUCGUGACGGACURCAAACGCAGACUGAGGGGGGCUCUGUCCUUCCUCCAUCGAAAACUCUCCGCCCCCGGCAACGACCGAGAGUACGUGGUCGCGGCCACAGAUUUGCUGCGGCCCUGGCAAGCUGUUCUGGGCGCAAGGUCGAUUCCGCAAAUGGUGUCGAAGGACAGCACCGUCGUUUCUCGAUUGGCCAGGCUGCUGUCGUCCUGGAAUGCUGCCGCCGCGAGGCCGGGCGAGAAAGAACCGCCAAACUGGCAGGAUCUCCGGCUGCUGUUUGAGCUCCACGGGCGGAAGAUGAUUUCCGACGUUGAUUUUUUGAGCACGAUCGAGGGACCCGUGCUGACGAACUGGGCCAGGAGCGUGCACGAGCUUCUCUGGGGCCAGGUUUCCUCCGCAGAAUCCGAUAGCGGAACGGCCCCCACCGGAACACAAGAUCCGGCAGUGGAAACCGCUGUCGGCGUGUAUCGCGACUGGAAGAUCCGCGUUCUUGUAGACCCGUUGUCUUCCGAUGAUUCUCCGAUAACCUCGUUUCCGGCAAAGAACACAGGUGACAAACCAGCAUUCUCUUGUGACCAUUCCUUGCGUCUUUUGAGAGACGAUGUGCAGACGUGCCGAAUCUUUUGUUCCGUCUUGCACAUGAUUCAGAUUUGCAAAUCCCCAUCGAUGGCGGCAUCGGCAAAACUCGAGGCAUUGGACCCACUCGAACCCCAGAUGCCCGGCUUUCGCGCGAUCUGGAACAGGCGUUCCCUGGAAGAGAAACAAGCGAUCCAAGAGGAUUUUGUUCGGAUGGAAUCGCGAUCGGAAGGAGAGACACGGGCGCGGAUCGUUCUGAAACGACGCAACGUGGCGGAACCGACCUUUCGUGAGGUCGUGGAAGAGUUUGCCAGCGACCGAGGGGUUUUAUUUCAGCCCCGUAUGGGAGGCAAGGCGCUGAAGGAUGGAAAACAGGUUUAUUUGUUUGGCGAUUUACCGCUGUAUCUAGAGGGCGACGUGAUAUUUUGCCACAAAGAUUCUGUUUGGAGACCGGUAUCGCUGGACCAAUUGGUGGGACUCGCAUCGAACAAAACAUAAGGUCGUUACUCCUGUCUCGAUAAAGAGAAUAUUUUCCGAUCCAUAUCAUUUCAAUGUUAUUGUGGUUCCUCGUUUCUAUACAAUCCAGUGUCAAAAACUCCMCCAGCCAGUCUAGUACUACCCUUUCGAAGCUCCCGGGCGAAUGCUUCACUUGCGCAAAAGAUCACGAUGUGAACAUUUGCUCCAACCAUAAGUUUGGUGCCCCAUGUGCCGCAAUCGAAGAUUGUCCACCCCGGUUUAGCGAUUGAGUCUUUUGCUUUUUUGAACCUGCUUUGGCAUCCAUAUGCUCUCCAGCUUGGGCGCUGUUUUUCAUACUUGUUGUAUUGUGUUGGAGAGGCAACAUAUCUGAAUAGAAUAUAUUUUGAACAUGAUACAACAAUAAUUACAACAACAAAACGGCACCAAUUCUGUAAGUUUUUCCAACGCUAUGAUGCCUUCUUGUAGUAGUCUUUAAUAUGCAUCAGAGAAGAUGCAUGCUGUUGCAAUCCCCGUACUUUGAAUGCUGAUUAAUAGAAUGCACGAGGAGCACGUCCAAGAUGAGGUACAGCAGCUAGUACUAAUAUAACAUCACAAAUAGC
This is a messenger RNA of Pseudo-nitzschia multistriata, 4361 nucleotides long. The record is from the annotation of a GenBank genome assembly. Lineage: Eukaryota; Bacillariophyta; Bacillariophyceae; Bacillariales; Bacillariaceae.